AUGGACAUCUAUUAUGAACUAGUCAAAGAGCGUGAGUCUGUUGGUCGUACAAGCGAGAUCGCAAUCAGCCGAGUGGAACAGCUUACUCCUUUCCCUUACGAUCUCAUCAAGCUUGAGCUGGAAAAAUAUCCAAAUGCUGUAGUCCAGUGGGUACAGGAGGAACAUAAAAAUAUGGGUCCAUGGGUUUACAUCCAGUCUCGAAUCAAUCAUCUGAUACGUCGCACCAUGCCUGAGAGAAGAUCAAAGCGUGUCCUGUAA
Messenger RNA from Protopolystoma xenopodis, 258 nucleotides. The record is from the annotation of a GenBank genome assembly. NCBI's taxonomy places the organism in Eukaryota, Metazoa, Platyhelminthes, Monogenea, Polystomatidea, Polystomatidae.